AUGGAGGACAUGCUCGCGGGCAGCAACGUUGACCUGGCUGACAACGAUGGAGGGGAGUGGUACAGCGCUGAGGAGCAGCUCGCGCAGCCCCUGCUGGCCAUCUACUGGUCGCUCUGGGAGUGCGGGGGCGGCAUGGUGGCCGACGGGCGCCUGCUGGACCUGAUCCGCCGCAUCUACUGCUUCGGCAUGAGCCUGCUGAAGCUGGACGUGCGGCAGGAGUCGACGCGCCACAGGGACGCGGUGGACGCCAUCACCACAUACCUGGGUUACGGAAGCUUCAAGGAGUGGGACGAGGACAGGAAGAUCGAGUGGCUCACGGAGGAGCUCGCCACCAAGAGGCCGCUCAUCCCCGCAGACAUGCCCAUGACGGACGAGGUGCGCGAGGUGCUCGAGACGUUCCGCGUGGCUGCGCGCCUGGGCAGCGCCAGCCUGGGGGCCUACGUCAUCAGCAUGGCCCAAAAGGCCAGCGACGUGCUGGCGGUGGAGCUGCUGCAGAAGGAGGCGCGCGGCCAGGUCGCUGCGGAGACGGGCACGCGGCCCGACGCGUCGCGCAGCCUGAGGGUGGUGCCCCUCUUUGAGACGCUGGACGACCUCGACGCGGCCGGGGAGGAGCUGAUCACGACACCACCCGCCGCGCUGCCGUCAUCCUGGCCCCGCGACCGCAGGUGA
This is a messenger RNA of Monoraphidium neglectum, 669 nucleotides long. RefSeq names its product phosphoenolpyruvate carboxylase. Lineage: Eukaryota; Viridiplantae; Chlorophyta; Chlorophyceae; Sphaeropleales; Selenastraceae. The coding region runs from base 1 to 669 and encodes 222 amino acids. The transcript is spliced from 7 exons. Gene Ontology annotation, molecular function: phosphoenolpyruvate carboxylase activity. The record is from RefSeq and is a predicted model, not a curated record. Gene Ontology annotation, biological process: tricarboxylic acid cycle; carbon fixation. Gene Ontology annotation, cellular component: cytosol.